This is a messenger RNA of Diabrotica balteata, 686 nucleotides long. Lineage: Eukaryota; Metazoa; Arthropoda; Insecta; Coleoptera; Chrysomelidae. The record is from the annotation of a GenBank genome assembly.
ACUCGUAGUAUAGUUUUUUAGUAAGCGAGGUUAAUAUUGAAAAUUAUUAAAACCAACAAUUAUGAAAUCUUCGGUGAUAUUUUUUUGCUACGUAAUGUUUUUUUGUGUCUCGCGAGCCAAAGUCUUCGAUCGAUGUGAGAUAGUAAAUAAGAUGUUCUCGCAUGGUGUUCCUUACUCGAAAAUACCUACUUUUGUUUGUCUUAUAAAUUGGGAAUCGGGAUUUGAUUCAGGAAAGCUGGAUUAUAAGACUGGGAAGCAUGGACUGUUUCAGAUUAAUGAGAAAGUUUGGUGUUCGCCGUACAGUACCCCAGGGAGAGAAUGUAACGCCACAUGCAGUGAUUUCAGAGACGAUCAUAUUACGGAUGACAUAAAUUGUGCUUUAAAGAUAUUUUCAGACACACUUGAUCUUUCCGGGAUAGGCUACGAUGCCUGGUCAUCAUACUGGGAUCAUUGUGCAGCAGAUGAUAAUAUGGACUAUGUCAAAGGAUGUAAAACUAAUUAAAAAAAUAUAAGACUGAAAUUUUAACCAGUAUGUUCCUUGUUAAGUAUGUAGUGUGUUAUAAACUAGAGUUUUAACAUUGUUUAAAAUGUUAUAAUUAUAACAACUGCCAAAAAAUUUCAUAAAUUAUUAUAAAAUAGUCUGAUUAUGUAUUAUUUUAUUUAUAUUUAAUAUCAAUAAAAUUAUU